AUGCCGAACCUCUACGCAGGGGUGCCGGCCCACCGCUGGGUGACUCUGAUAGCCUUCUUCGUGGUGCUGCUUGCAGACGCGGCCCUGGCCUCCACCUCAGCACCUUCAGCCUCCAACAGCUGGCUCUACCAGGCCAAGCGACCACUCAUCCUGGCACACCGCGGCUCGCGCUACCUCAACCCAGAGAACACACUGCCCGCGUUCCACUCAGCGCUCCAGCUUGGCGCUGACGUGCUCGAGAUGGACGUACGCCUCACGGCCGACAAUCGCCUGGUGGUGUUCCACGACGAGAACGUGAAUCGAACGACCGAAGGCUACGGGCUCGUGCGACAGAAGACCCUCGCGGAGAUGCUCGCGCUCGACGCCGGCUACCGCUACACGCACGACGGCGGCCUCUCCUACCCAUACCGCGACGGAGGCGUCGCUGGCCCGCACCCGCUUCGCGUGCCCACCUUCGACCAGUUCCUCGACGCGUUCCCCGACCAGUGGAUCAACGUGGAGAUAAAGGACCGCGAGCGCCUGGCCGCGGAGCUCACCUGGCAGCACCUGCAACGGCAGCCGAACUACUCGUCUCGAUUCGUGGUCGCCAGCCGGUACUGCGACAUCAUCGACCACUUCCGAAACAUCACGCAGGGCGCCAUCGCCACGGCUGCCUGUGAAACCGAAGCCACCAACAUGCGGAUCAAGAUACUGCUUGGGUCUGCGGCGAACACGCUCGACUAUUGCCUAGGCCUCAGGCUGCCGCCGGCCGAGGUCUACCAACUCCCAACAAGGGCGGAGAUGAUUGACUAUCUGCAUUCCAUCGGAGCCAAGGUCCAUUACUGGGUGGUCAACGACGCGCGCUACAUGCAGCGAUUGCUUGCCAAGGGCAUCGACGGGCUCAUCACCGAUCGGCCCGACGUUGCCUAUGCGGUCUGGCAGCAAAUGGGAUACGACAUGCCUGGUGCUGCUCUUGACUCAGCUCAAGCGGACGGUCUAGUUGGGUCGAACCAACAACAACAACAGCGGUGGCGCCACUUUGAGCCGCUGGCGCAGGCGGAGGAGCUGCACGAGUGCGUGACCCUCGUGUGCCGCUACUUUGCCUUCGGUCUGGGCGCCGUCUACUUUCUUGUCUUCGUCAUCCUCGCGCUGCUGGCGUUGGCCGUCUGCCUGGCGAGGCGGCUCUACAGCGCCAUACGGACGACCCGCAAGCGAUCGUCAUCGUCGUCAUCCACCAGUCGAAGUGGCAACAAAGUGAAACGCGCUUGA
Acanthamoeba castellanii str. Neff is the source of this 1248-nucleotide messenger RNA. RefSeq names its product glycerophosphodiester phosphodiesterase family protein. The transcript is spliced from 6 exons. Gene Ontology annotation, biological process: lipid metabolic process. Gene Ontology annotation, molecular function: phosphoric diester hydrolase activity. The coding region runs from base 1 to 1248 and encodes 415 amino acids. NCBI's taxonomy places the organism in Eukaryota, Discosea, Longamoebia, Acanthamoebidae. The record is from RefSeq and is a predicted model, not a curated record.